AUGAUUGUGUGGGGAAUGAACGGGAAAGCGUUAUCACCGGAUCAUGGGUUCCCUUUGAGGGUGGUCAUUCCGGGUCAGAUCGGCGGGAGAUCGGUCAAAUGGCUUAGGAGCAUCGUGCUUCACUUCUUUGACAAUAGGAUACUGCCCACGCAAGUGACCGCCCAACAAGCCCGCGACGAAAAGCACUGGUGGUACAACAGGAAUUAUUUAAUCAGCGACCUCAACGUCAACAGCGCUAUAGCCCAGCCCAGCCACGACGAAAUAUUGGACCUCUCCAAGUCAACAGCAUCGCGGACGAAGAGUCACGCGAGUGGAGAUCUCGCUGGACAACGGCAAGUCGUGGAAGAUCAGCGACAUGUAACGAUUCCCGAUCCAUUUCGUACCGAAUGGCCCACUGACCGUAACGACGAUUUUAGAGUGUAUCCAGAGGAUCUGUAUCGAAUGGUGGCACUUGAGAGCAGGUAUUACGGAACGCUGGACUUGACUGAGCGUGACACUAGUUUCUGCUGGUGUUUCUGGAAGUAUACCGUAUCCGUCGAUGAGCUCUCGAAGAGUGAUGUGAUAAUGGUCAGGGCUAUGGACCAAGGUCUCGGAAUUCAGCCACAAGACAUGUACUGGACCAACUGGUGGUUCCGCGUUGCUGUCCACCACGAGGUCAAGGACGGUGCCGAUAUUUUACGCUUUGAGCAUCCGACAUUAGCCGGCGUUACUCCUGGAGGAUGGAUGGAGGCAAGUAUGAAUCAUUCUUUGCCGAAAAAAAACAAAAAGCUCACUACGUCGCAGCGAAUGAAAAAUACGGGCUUGAGUCCUUUAACACCGGAAUUCAGUGCUUCCAAACAGAAAAACAAUCCCGUCGAACCUCCCAAAAAGCCCGCACCCGCCAGCAUGACCAACCCCGAAGUCAAUCGAGUCAUUUCAAUGACUGAGUACUUCUCGCUGACCAGGGGCGAAGGAAAGAAGCCUCUCUUUAUCGUGGAAGGGAAUGUCUACGAUGGGACGGGUUUCCUUGACGAGCAUCCAGGAGGUGCAGACUCGAUUUGGUUGGCGUCAGGCGAAGCAGACGCCACAGAAGAUUUCGUUGCCAUUCACUCCGACGAUGCGAGAACCAAGUUGAGGAAGUUCCAUAUCGGGAAACUUCAAGCUGACGGGGCCGAACAAUCGAGAGACGACUCUGGUGGACCCUCGUCUGUAUUUUUGGAUCGACGAAAAUGGAAGGCUGCCCACCUCGUCAAGAUUACCAGCGUCUCGCACGAUUCCUUCAUCUACCGUUUUGCGCUCCCAUCUCCAGAACAGCCAUUGGGAUUGCCUGUCGGUCAACACGUGUUUGUUCGAUUGCGAAGGAAGACGACUGGGGAGGUUGUCCAACGAGCGUACACUCCCGUCUCACAACAAGACGAGCACGGUCAUAUUGAUUUACUAAUCAAGUUAUACUUACCGUGUGCGGCGUUCCCGCUCGGUGGGAAGAUGACAGUCGGUUUCCACGAGCUUGUCGUUGGAGAUACUGUAGAGUUCAAAGGGCCUCUCGGUUCUUUCGUCUGGGAAGGCAAGGGAAACCUGAGAUGGAGAGGCGUCCCUCGCUCAGGAAUACGACAUCUGGGUCUCAUUUGUGGAGGAAGUGGAAUCACCCCAAUACUCCAGGUCCUUCGGAGCGUCCUGCACGACGACGAAGACUCAGAGACCCAUCUUUACCUCCUCGACGUCAACAGAACGGAGUCAGACAUAUUAUGUUGGGGAGAGCUUGACACAUGGUAUGAACUGCACGGCGAUAAAGCCCGGGAUAUCUCUAGAAGGAGACUCAAGAUACACUAUACGCUUAGUCGACCAUCACCCCAAUGGACUUUCGGUACGGGAAGGGUCAAUGAUGGGAUGCUAGAAACUCAUAUGCCUCCUCCAUCCGAUGAUGCGAUGGUCUUGGUAUGCGGCCCUGGUGGUAUGGUAGAUGACGCCGUGAAGCCUGGCUUGGAAAGACUUGGAUGGGAUGUUUCCAAAGCGCUUGUUGUGUUUUAG
This is a messenger RNA of Cantharellus anzutake, 2007 nucleotides long. RefSeq lists its product as uncharacterized. Lineage: Eukaryota; Fungi; Basidiomycota; Agaricomycetes; Cantharellales; Hydnaceae. The record is from RefSeq and is a predicted model, not a curated record. Bases 1 to 2007 code for a protein of 668 amino acids. The transcript is spliced from 7 exons. Gene Ontology annotation, molecular function: oxidoreductase activity; heme binding; molybdenum ion binding.